AAAAUAACUGUCGAAACUAUGAUUGUAUCUCUCUUUUAACUCUUUCAAUAUCACUCUUAUCUCUCUCUCACACAUCUUGAUGUGUACCUCAUCUCUCCCAUCUGAUGUCCUGAUCAUCGUCAACAACGACGGACAAAGAUUAUACACAUACAUAAUGUAAUCCCACAAUUGAUCUGAAAUUUCAGUCCGCUCUUUUCCUUGUAUGUUUAUUAAACACACAUUUUGUGUGUGUUUCCGUCAUAUCUUUUCAAUACUCUAGACAUGUCAUUUAAUAUUUCAGUUCAAUUUUUAGGCUUGUUCUGACAAGUCUUCGCUCCCCCAUUUCACUAUUGCCAAUAUUUCAUACUGUCUCACCCUCAAUUACCUAUCUGUAAUCUAUCUAAUCUAUCUUUACUAUGGUAAAAAGUGAGGGGUAAACAUUUCUUCUACCAUUCCCUGCUGUUAUCGACAGUUUUAUCACUUCCUUUUUUUUUCUUUUUAUCAAUUCGGCAAUGUCCUUCUUUUUCCCACCCUCGGAAUGCAUAUUUUGUCUUUUCUUAUUCCCUUUUGAAAUAGUCUAAACUACUCCAUCGCAUUCUUUAAUCUCUGAGAAAACCCUAAUCGCGAUCGUUCGACUUGCUAGAAAUAGCAUUUAAAUCGUCCUAAUAUAGCAUAAAAGAAGAAUACAUUGGACAAUGCAGAUUACGAUACACAAAAAGGCAGGAUGGUCAUGGUUAGAACACUUUGAUUAUAGGUUUACUCAAUCAAAACUAAGCUGAGGUUGAACAACUAGACAUAGUUUUAAACUCUUCCACUAAAUCUUUUUCCUCCAUCUCACUAAUUCUUUCCUCUUCGUUUUUUUUUCCCGUUAAUCUACUUUAAAUCUCGUACUCCCACCCAUUAUUAUCUCCAUCCUUUUUUUAGUUACUUUCUUCUCGUUGUUUACUUAACACUCUUUCACUCUUCCUCUCCAUCCUCACUCUCUUCUUUUUCCCUCCGCUUUGCUUUCUCUCUCUCACACAUUGACUGAGUAGAGUAAUCCUCCUACUCUUCUCUUUCUCCGUUACUCUCUCACACUCUCUGCCAUGCACUCGCACACAGACGGUUCAUAAAUCUUAUAUUACAACACAGCCUCAGCCUGUGAUUCCCACACAUUUCCUUGUUGACACACACACAUUCUGUCUCGCUCUCACUCGCUUGCACACAUUCACUCUCUUUCUCUCUCUCACACGCACACAUUUCACGACCAACGCACAUGCUGAGGACAAGGAUAAGCUACACUAAUAUACUAUACUAAGGUGGUUGCCUGUUUUCUUUUAUUUCCUGAAUGGAUCUACAUCAUGUCGACCCCGUCUCAAGACCCUUACCCGGAUAAGGAGAAAGUUAGUAGCAUUGAGUUACCCAUGGAAGAACGUAGCCAGUCCCGAGCACGUCCCGUGCCACCCGUACCCGAGAGACCAGCCGCUACCAGGGUGACUCGUCAUGGCCAAGAUAAAAAGGACAGUUCUCAGCUCAAUACUUCUGCUACUACUCAGUCGAAAGUACCCCUGGCAAGACCUGUCCCACCAAUUCCCAGCAAGAAACACGGGAAACCUCCUGUACCUGUAUGUCCUCCACGCCCAAAAGUUGAUGGUGAGACCUCCACUAAUCAUAGAAGUGUUGUUGGCCCUGAUUCAAGCUUUGAUUCUGUUCAUUCUACUCUUUUACCACCAGAUCGCCCUACACCAGUUACUCGCAAGCUUUCCAAACGUGGCACACCUCCACAACGCCCAAAUGUCCCACCAGUAUUGAAAAUUUCUUCAACCUUCUUGUCCUCCUCUUCAUCAUUACCCUCUUCUUCUACUUCCAAAACACCACCUUCAAGACCACAGUCAGUAGUGCCAACUGUCAGCAGUCAUGAGAACACUUUACAAUCUGUGGAUCACUGUACUAAACCAGUGUGCCCACCACCACCCAGGCCUCAGCCUCGUACUUCAAUAAGUCACAGUUCCAGUUCCUCUUCAGAAAAACUUACAUGUGUUACCCCUCCAAAACCCCAGCCUCGGAAGAGAGUACCUUCUGCUGCAGCAAAUAUUCCACCACCAAGUGACAGCUCUAAUAAUCUGAAUGAUAAUAAUAAUAAUACCAACAUUAGUAACAACAAUAAUCUUAAUGACGUUAAUAACAAUGUAAAUAGUAAUGCGGAGGAACUUUCUAUCGCCUCUGCUGCUUCGACACAACUGACUACAACUUUUGUUGAUGCACCGAAGACAACUGAUGAACUCGUAAAAGAUAAAUCCCCACCUAACUCUUCAUCUCUUGCCAUACCCCAAGCUUCCCAAAAUGUAACCAGCUGUAAUUCUGAAUGUCAAACCCCUUCUACUCUUUCACUUGAAAAUUCUGUUAUUAAUUUGACUGUUGAUUCCCACAAAGCUCCAUCUUCAACCCCUGAUUCCCAGUUUAUUUCACCUCCAAAAUGUGCCACUGAAACUGCUUCUAAUGACCCUGUAGACUUAAUUCAAAUUGCAACUCCAGAUUCAUUUUCACAUUCCCAGCAAAAUUCUGAUUUUCCAGUGCCAUCUCCAAGACUAAAACAGCAGUUGGAUAUAAAACCAGAGAACAACAAUGACAAUUUCCGGACGUCACCAAGUGAGGAAUUAUGUGAUUUUCAAUUGCCAUCAUUAGAAGACUCAGUUUCAAGCAAAUCCAGUGGGAAACGUCCAACAAUUAUUAGACCUGUUGAAAAAUCAGAUCCAGUGUGCUCCAGUGAAGAACCAAUUAGAUUGUCUUCUGGUAAACGAGAAAGUUUACCUAGACCUUCACGUCCUCCUCUUCCUGCAAACAGAAAUUCUCUGAGGAAUUCUUCUUUAGGGAAACCUUUACCCAGACCACCACCACCACCUAUACCGAAAGCAGAACCUGUUUCUACAAACGAAUCCAGUUUUCCAGCACCUUUGCGUGGCAGUAGUGAUCUAUCAGCCAAACCACAGCCAGGGAUGAAGAAACCGUCAAAGUUUUCUGAAUCUGCAGAAUCUCUGGGUACAAAGAGAAAUGAAAGCCCUACAAAAGAGCCAGAGACAAAAGUAGAUAGUGCAAGUCGUUUCAAAAACUUCCUUUUUUCCAGAAAAAGCUCAACACCCUCACCUCCGACAAGUGAUAAAAAACCUGUAGCUGUGAAGAACCGAAAAGCUGCUGAGAUGCUCCAAACAACCAAAGAUUACACUAAACGCAUCUCUGAGACUUUGGGAUUAACAGCUGAGAAACCUUCAGCAGUUUGGUACACUGAAGAACUGCCUGAAUCAGAACAGCAAGUCAAACCACCCCAGAAGCCACCACAUAAGCCACCCCAGAAGCCACCACAUAAGCCCCCCCAUAAAUCUCAGUUAGGGCCAACAACUUGGUAUGUGGAGCCGGAAGAAUCAACAAGAUCUCAAAAGAAAAAGAAAGUUCCUGAAAGACCACCAUGCAGUCCAUUGGAAUUGACAAAGACAGAGCAACAGUCAUUACAAACAACUGAUGAGAGAGAUGAUAGCUCCCAACAGAAAUCAGAUGGAAACUCUUCAAUAAACAGUGGUAAUGCCUUUGAAAAAUAUCACAACUCUUUUAAGACGUCAAUUGAAAACCUUUCUAAAUCCUGUGAAGGUUCUCAGACAUCUCUCUUAGAUCUUGACGAUAAAGUUCCAGUAGAAGAUAACAAAAUAUUGCAUCCAAAGUCAGAUAUUCGGAAGAGGCGUCCACCUGAGCCACCAAGACCAAAACCCCAAGUGUCUACAACAAAACUACUACCAAAUUCAGAUUUAUCUAAACAACCUUUGCAAAAACAUACCUGCUCAGCAGUGGCACCUCCUCCAAAACCCAAAGUUCCUCCUCAGAAACAAGAAAUAAUACUAAGCACACCACCAUCACCUGUUCCAAAAACAUCAGAAAUAGACUCAGAGAACAUAAAUGUAGCGUUAAAAGAAACUGGAGAUUUGGAAGAGACAAACGUUAAAAGUGAAUCAUCUGAUUCGAUCAACCAUGCUCCGGAUUCAUUGAUAUCUCCUCCAAAGUCCCCUAAACCUGUGGACAACACCUCCAAUAUUUGUGAUAAUAUAAAAACGACAGAAAUGCAACCAAAUCAAAGUGAAACUGCAGAUGUUAUAAACACAUCUCAGGAAAAUCUUGUUUGUUCUGAUGAGAAUGAAAACUUAACAAAUGUUGUUCAAAAUGAGACUUUUAGUGAAAUGGCUAACAACAAUUUCUCUUCUCCAAAAUCUAAUUUGAUGCAGGAAACAAUUGAGUUGGUUGAUGAAAAUGCUAAUGAAAGUAUGGCUAACUCUACUACCUCAGGUGACUUGACUGAAGCAGAACUGAAAAUUGAAAACUCCAUUGCUAAACAAUCUUUGCCUUACAACAAAAUGUCCAAUAGCCUUAAUACUCGCUGUGUCAAUCUCAUAAAGGACUUGAAGAGUAGUUUUGAGAAAUCUUCAUUGGAGGGUUCAACUCAAGACAUGGAGGAAAGCUCGAUGACAGCAACAGCAGAUAAUCCAACUCUAGAAGUGGAGAGUUCAGUACAAGAAAUGCUUGAACAUAGAAAUAAUGUUGUGCAGAAUUCGCUUGAGGUUGAGAAAAGCUCUUCAGUUAUUGCAGAGGGUUUGCAUGAAAGAGCUGUGGAGAGUUUGUUUGAUGUAAAACCAAAUCUGACUCAAGCAGUGGAGAGUUCCUCUGAAGUCGUUCAGGAUACAAAUAAAAUUAAUUCAGGGAAAGAUCCAGAAAUUAAGACCAAAUUGAAGCCCAAACCACAGAGGCCACCUUCUUUACCUUCAUCACUCUGCUGCACAUCAGUAAAAGCCAGUGUGAAGCAAGACACUCAACUUCCAAAUGUUGCUACAGGAGAAAUUUCUGCACAGACAGAUAAAACGUCAGUUGUAGGUAAAGAGAACUCUAGCAUUACUGACACUGCUAGGAUGAAAGUAACAGAACCUUGUGCAGUUGCAGAAUUUAAUUUUGAAGCUCAAGAACUAGAUGAAUUAUCUCUAAAGACUUUGCUUUCUUUUCUAUUACUGAACAUACAGAAAGGUGAUCGUGUGAGAUUACUUUCCUGGGUAGAUAGCAGUUGGUUAUAUGGUACCUGUAAUGGCUUCAGUGGAAUCUUCCCAAAAGGCUUUGUAAAAAUUAUUCAGCCACUGUCCAACCCUCCAACUCCAGUUAAUACUAAUAGCAAUUCAUGUGGAACUGAUCCCGAUUCAGUGUCAGCCAAAGAAAACUCCAAUGAUGCUACUGAAGUCAUGGCCUUUGAUAACACCAUCUAUGCAAGCCUGUCAGAAGUUACCACUGGUACUAUUGCUCCAGCUAAACUGGCACUUCACACUUUGGAUUCUCCUGCUCUGAAGGAUCACGAACAAACUAACCUUAUAAGUCCAACUCAGUCACAAAUAAAUUUCGAUGAAGCUCACUCUCAAAAUGAUGCUUCAAACAGCCUUGACGAUGAGACAUCAGAUUCUGAGUUGCUCGACAAAGUAGACUUCCCUGUCGGGGGAGAGGAGACCGUAGCCAUCACACUGUAUGACUUUGAAGGAGAAGAAGGAGAGUUAAGCUUCAAGGCUCAGCAAGAAGUGACAGUUCUAAAGUGGGUCAACAAUGAUUGGCUUUGGGGAAGGAUAGGUGACAAAACAGGAAAUCUGCCAGCUAAUUUCGUGGACUUUGUUGCAGACAACAGUUUUGAGGAAAACCUAGAACCUAUUGAUAAUAUGGAGGCCUUGAUGAAUCCACCAGCCCCUUCAACUGAUACGAUCACUGAUCAACUCCUCACCUGUGUUGCCAAACAGCUAGAAAAUGUGAAGCAAGUCAAGGACUAUGCUCGAGCACGCUAUGAUUUUGUUGCCAGCACUAAGGAUGAUCUCAGCUUCAGAAAGGGCGAUCGUAUUGAGGUCUUGGAAUUUGGUUCAGACUGGGCACAAGGGCGCCUCAACAAGAAAGUGGGAUAUUUCCCCACUGGUUUUGUUUCCUUUGAAGAGGAUUUGCACAAUGAAGAUAAUGAAGACAAUAUAGCACCAACAUACGAAGUUGUUAAAGCCCUUUUUGAUUUUAAAGGAAUAGCUGAAGAUGAGCUGUCAUUUGAGGCUGGUGAUCUGAUUUUCUGUCUUGGUGAAGUGAAGAGCUGCCCAGGCUGGAGUCAAGGAACUCUCAAUUCUCAAACUGGAAUUUUUCCAACUAAUUUUGUAUCAGCCCCUAUUUCAAACCCCUGAUAUAACUUUGUGACCCCUACAUACCCAAAGAGAAAAGACUUAUAAAGAAUUAUACACUUCCCUCUCCCAAUAAAAUUCUAAUGAUCAAUAGAAUUAAAUUACGAAACACACACACACACACACAUGCACUCACACACACUCACAUAUUAUGAACUGGCAGCUUAGAAUUUAUUCUACAGUAAGUGACCUUUUUGUCUUUUUGUAUAUGUGUUUUUUUUUUUACUAAAUUUUCCUUUGUCUUCCAUUCAUUACUUCUUUCUUUUUUCUCUUUGUAUACUUAACCUUAGAAUCUGCAGUUAAGAUUCAUCACACAAACACCCUUCUUCACUCUCUACUUUGAUGUAUCUUUUUUUUAUCUUUUAUUCUAUUUCUACUUUCUUUACUUUUUAAUUUUCAUUUUGUAGCCUUUUUACUUUUGCACCCUUUUUCUCUAUCUCACUCUUGCUCUAUAUAUAUAUAUAUAUAUAUAUAUAUAUAUAUAUAUAUAUUCUCAUGUAUCAGCAUCAAGCAGUGUUUUCGCAUAAGUGAACUUUAGGGUAGUUAAAAUAUGUUUGUGACAUAUUUCAACCUUUAAAGGCAAAUUUACUGCAGUUACCAUGGAUUAAAAAGUUCUCUCUUAUGGUAAAAAGAUGUAGACACACCAUAUUUGUCCAAUGCUAUCUCCUGUUGGAUUCUCAGAUGUGUUUCUAGCUCUUUAACCGUUAUCAAUGGGAAAUACCAAAGAGAGGCAACUCUGGACAGAUUUAAUUAAAGUCAUAGCUUUUGCUGAAUUUCUUCCAACCUGGUGGUCUAAAAACGCAACCCAGUCAAUAUUGUUGACUGUGUUUUUGUUAAAGCUACAGCUUUAAUUAUGUAUGUCCAGAGUUGCCUCUCUUCGGUAUUUCCCAUUGAUAAUGAUGUAACAGCUAGAAAUGCAUCCCGAAAUCUGACAUGAGGCAGCACUGGCAGAUAUGGUAUCUUUACACCUUUUAUCAUAAGAGAGAAUUCUUUCUCCAUGGUAACUGCAGUGCAUCUGCCUUUAGAAGUCGAAAUAUGUCAAACAUAUUUUAACUAACCGAAAUUUCUCAUUUUUAUGUAGUUUUUUUACUUCUACCAUUCCUCUUUCUUUUAUAGUUCCUUCUUCCUUCUCCAUCUCUAUAAUAGCUGCUCCCUUGUCUAUGGCUCACCUUUAUAAUUCUCACCUACUUCACUGUAAUAAACAAAUGGCCUCUCCUACCUUCUCUGAUUAUACUUAAUCUUCACAAUUUGUUAGGUUUGAUUCUCAUUUCUCUUCUACUCUGUUGUUGACAUAUUCUAUAAAAGUAUUAUACAGAAUAUGGAAUUUUAGAUAUUUAAAUAAAAAAUAUAAACAAAAA
Octopus bimaculoides (California two-spot octopus) is the source of this 7540-nucleotide messenger RNA. RefSeq lists its product as uncharacterized. The record is from RefSeq and is a predicted model, not a curated record. Lineage: Eukaryota; Metazoa; Mollusca; Cephalopoda; Octopoda; Octopodidae. Gene Ontology annotation, molecular function: protein binding.